Ectocarpus sp. CCAP 1310/34 is the source of this 4161-nucleotide messenger RNA. NCBI's taxonomy places the organism in Eukaryota, Phaeophyceae, Ectocarpales, Ectocarpaceae. The record is from the annotation of a GenBank genome assembly.
GCACACGCUAUACUACAUCGCGCAAGCAAGCAGCGACGAAGCGAAGCGAGGAGUUUACCAGGGAGAAGAGGGUACGCCUUGCAAAGUCUCGCCGCGCGGUCCCGAGGACGGGAGAGCCAAGCAGGGCACAGGAUUCCGAUAUUCGGCGUGUUUCUCUCGGAGGACAGAGCGCUCUCUGAAAGAGAAAUAGGGGAGGGGCAAAGAGAGAAAAGAGAGGACGCAAGCAGCAGGGAACAUUUCAAAAAUCGCCACCAAACACAGAGACACACGCUGCAGGCCCGGCACUGGGCAGAGAUCGGACGGCAGGGACCACCGGGAGAGCGGGGCAAGGCAGGGUAGGAGGUCUUAGCCCAAAGCUGCGGCUUCUUUUAACGAGGCGCUAGCAGCACAAAUGUCUGGCGCACAGGGGGGAGAAGGCGCCGGGCCCAUAGGGGAGGGCGCACCGAGCGCAAACGGGGACCGGGAUUCUGUGGACGAUGUGAUCGAGAGGUUGCUUUCUGUGCGAGGGGCACGGCCAGGGAAGCAGGUGCAGCUGCUGGAGACGGAGAUCAAGAUGCUUUGCGUCAAGGCGAGGGAUAUUUUCAUGCAGCAGCCCAUCCUCCUGGAGCUUGAGGCGCCCAUCAAGAUAUGUGGUGAUAUUCAUGGCCAGUACUACGACCUGCUGCGGCUGUUUGAGUACGGGGGUUUCCCGCCGGAGGCCAACUAUCUUUUCCUAGGGGACUACGUUGACAGGGGCAAGCAAAGCCUGGAGACCAUCUGCCUGCUGCUAGCGUACAAGAUUAAGUACCCGGAGAAUUUCUUUGUCCUCCGCGGCAACCACGAGUGUGCUUCUAUCAACAGGAUCUACGGCUUCUACGACGAAUGCAAGCGCCGUUACAACAUCAAGCUCUGGAAAACGUUCACGGACUGCUUCAACUGCCUCCCGGUAGCCGCUAUCGUGGACGAAAAAAUCUUCUGCAUGCACGGCGGCCUGAGCCCGGAGCUCAACGACAUGGACCAGAUCAAGCGCGUGCUGCGCCCGACGGACGUGCCCGACACCGGUUUAUUGUGUGACCUGCUGUGGUCGGAUCCUGACCGCGACAUAAUCGGGUGGGGAGAGAACGACAGAGGUGUUUCAUUCACCUUUGGGGAGGACAUCGUCGUGCAGUUCCUCAGGAGACAUGAUCUAGAUCUCAUCUGCAGGGCCCACCAGGUAGUGGAGGAUGGUUACGAGUUCUUUGCGCGGCGCCACCUAGUGACCCUGUUCUCGGCGCCUAACUACUGCGGGGAGUUUGACAACGCUGGGGCCAUGAUGAGCGUGGACGACACACUCAUGUGCUCUUUCCAGGCAAAUCCUCAAGCCGGCAGAAAAAAGACAACGAUUCAAUUACGCGGGGGUGAACCAGCAGGGGGGCGCGGCGCCAGGAACGUCACGGCCCGUCACCCCCCCUAGGGGGCCCGUGAACCCCGGCGGGAGGCGCUGACUUUGACCGACUCUCUUGACCGGGGGGGAAGGGGGGGGGGGGGGGGGNGGGGGGGGGGGGGGGGGGGGGGGGGGGGGGGGGGGGGGGGGGGGGGGGGGGGUCGAGGAAACCGAAAAUUCGGCGUGAUGGAGGUCCGACCGAGAGGUGCAGAUUGGAGAAGUUUCAGUCAGAGGUGAUGAUGCUGCGGUGAACUCUGGACUGGACUGGACUGGACUGGACUGAAGCCAUCUUAAUCUUGUAUUGAUAUUGGGUUGGAUGAGAGAGAGGAAGGAGAGUGUAGCUGGACCGUUUGGGUUCGGUGCGGUUUUGGGCUUGAUGCUGUCGUUGUCGUCAUCGUUGUUACGGGUAGACGACGCUGGCCGCAGGAACAAGCGGAAAGGAGGCAUUCGAAAGGGGGGGUUAUCAUGCCGUGUGAUAUCGCAGGCAGGCGUGAGUGACCAGGGCAUGGAAGAAAGAAGAGCACUAGAUGCUGGUUGUCGCGAGGUAGGCAAAGACGGGCGAGAGACGGAAUUGACUGGCUUGUGCCGGGGCACGUUCAGACGCUUUAAGGCUGUGUGUGGCGCGCGCCCGUGGUUUGAUUUGGUUGACGUUUUCACGAAAGGCGGCUGUGACCCCCCUGCUGCUGCUGCUGCUGCUUCUGCUGCAAUUGCGUUUGCGAGCGAGAAGUGUAUGUUCUUUUUUCUUUUUUGCAUGUUGUCGUUGUGAUGGCGCUAGCAUUCUUGAAGUGUUGGAUAACGUGUGUGAAGUAAAUUCGGCAGGUGUUCGUUUACUUUUCGUGGGUAAACUGGUGCGAACGAACGAAAGAAUGCACGCACGCACGCACGCACGCACGCCUCCAGCAGCAUUGACGCCUCCUCAUAUUUUAGCGCAGUCGCGUGGAGUGGCUUCAUCAAGGUCUUGGACCCGAUAGUUCUCCACCAUCUUGCUUUCGCUUGCUUUUCCCUCUUGGCCUUGGGCGCGAAGGCCGGCCGGCCGGCCAGCCUGCCUAGUGAGAAAUUUUGUGCGGGGUUUGGAUGGGGGGUGGGGGGCGGGGUCCCGGGCCGGCUUUCCUGCAACGUUGUUGGAUUAUUUACGCACGUACGUGUCUUUUUUUUUUCGUUUCUGUGUGCGUUCUAUCUUGGUUUGCACCUCGGCCGCCGUCUGUAUCGGCCGUCUUGGCAUGGAGGAUCGAGGGAAGACUGUCGGUCGGCAUAGCGAGGGGUGAUGGGAGCUCGAGGAAGGGAAGCGAAGAUGAAGACAUUGUCAUGUCUUGUCUUUGGUUCAUUUGUUUUGGGAAACGUGCGGCUCAUGACGAUGCCGAACAAGAUGGAGGGAGGCGUGUUUGUUUCCCCCACCAGGGCAAACGUACAGCAGCAGCUCCCGGUUGUCUCAAAUCCAUUUACGGGUAAACGGCAGAAUAAGAGACGGAACUGGCUGCUCGCUGUUUGUCCUCCCGCCCCCCGCCCCCACCCCCCACGCGCAUCCCUACAUCUCUCCACCAUCUUGCCCACCCCAGCGUCCAUGACGUGGUACGGAGGCGAUCACAACACAGCAAUAGCAGCAGAGUUUUGUUUGAAUCUUGCUUGCGACUUGACCCGUUCAUUUAUUCGAUGUGUUGGGGGAAGGGGAGGUGUCGGAAUCAAACGGAGAACAUGGUGUAGAAGCACGCUAGCAGACAAAGGAGGCUUUCAGCGUGAGGAGCCGCUGCUAGGCUGGCUGCUAAUAGGUGCAUCGCACUAGAUCGGUUUUAUCGGCGGGUUCUACAUACGCGGUUAGUCGUUAGUCGCAACGCGUAACCUGACUGCUACAGCAGUGGCUGGGUCAGGGAGACGCGCGCGUACGUACUCACGAGGGGCAAAGGGGGGUGCUUCAGUUGUCCCAAAAGGUCUAGUCUAGCUGGUAGUUGGUUGUAUCGUAUUUAGUGCGUUGAUGUCAAACUGAGUGUGUAGCAUAGCGGUUUGGUUCUUGGGGUGGGUGUGGUCGAAACUGUUCCAAGCUAAAAGCCGCGGCGGCUAUUUUUUUCGGGUAAGUUGCGACUGCUCCGUGAAAACUUUUCCGUUCGGGCGUUUUUGCUGCUGGUGCUUGCUACUCGACACUCGCCGGAGGAAUUGAUUGCCCAGCAAUCUUGAAAGACCGUAUUUUUGUAUCUGAUGCGCAAGCGUUAUUACUCGGUUCGUCAGCUGUGUGCAAAAAUACAAUGGGGGGGGGGUGACACAAAAACCCGGGCUUUUUCGGCAUGGGAAAAGUGGACGUGUCUCUAGAAAACACCGGCGUCGUGGAAAGACGCUGCGAAGCAAGAUAAGUCGUGCCGCAAAGUUGGUUGUCGUGUCGCUUGCUUUCUCUUGUUCUUUGGGGAUCUUUUUUUAUAGGAAAGGCGAGGGUGGAGCGGGACGGAGAGAAGGGGGUCACUCGACUCGUACUAAUGCUGUGCUGGGGGGGCUUCUUUCUAGCUUUCUGUGUUACGAUGCUCUAAACAUGACUAACCCUCACUUGUUUUCGUUGAUUCUACAGUACGCAUCAUAAAGUACUUGUGAUAAACCCGCAUGUUAGCCCUCUGCUAAAUAGAAAUAAUUGGGCACGGUGUGGCCAUGGACGGAUGGUGUGAUUGUGUCUGCUGCCCGUCAACCCUUUCGGGAGAAUGCCCGUCAACCGACAGAGAGGCACUACCCUUAAUCGUAUCACUGUGCCAUGCACGAGAAUAGUCCGUGCAAAAGUAAGA